Messenger RNA from Trichomycterus rosablanca, 3743 nucleotides. It is a transcript of the gene dis3l2, whose product is annotated as DIS3 like 3'-5' exoribonuclease 2. The transcript has 21 exons. Gene Ontology annotation, cellular component: P-body. Lineage: Eukaryota; Metazoa; Chordata; Actinopteri; Siluriformes; Trichomycteridae. Gene Ontology annotation, molecular function: RNA binding; 3'-5'-RNA exonuclease activity. Bases 99 to 3005 code for a protein of 968 amino acids. Gene Ontology annotation, biological process: miRNA catabolic process. The record is from RefSeq and is a predicted model, not a curated record.
AUGCAGCUCUUUGAGUUGACUUUAAUCCCGGACGCUGAAGGUUGUACAAGCAGGUGCAGCUCGUGAAUCAUAUUAAUCGACUAAAGAAGAACUAGAAGAUGGACUCCCCCGAUAGCCUCCUCCAGCGGAACGGUCCUGCCGGCUCCGCUUCUACCACGCACCACCGUCCAGACCAGGAGAACGACACCCAAGCACCCGCCGGCGGAGCGGAGACGCAGCCGAAGAGCCACCGCCGCCACAAACGCAGGAAGAAGAAGAACGAGUCGGGCCAGAGAGACGCUGGAGCGGGGUCCGAGCCCACAGAUCUACCCAGGAACGCCCCGCCGCCACGGCGACGCAGGACACCCAACCCCAGAGGUGGUGGAGACGCCAGAGGCACAGAGGUGGCGGAGGCACAGACGCAGGGGGUCGGCGAGUCCUCAGGGGCACCCGGAGACGCUGCAGGAGGAGGAGGAGAAGGGAAGAAGAAAAGGAAUAAGAAGAAGAAAGCCAAAGUGAAGACGGAGGAGGCGAUGGAGGUGCGGGGUCAAGCUGGAGGUGCAGAGAAACCAACGAGAAAACCCAAACCUCAAGGUACUCGAGGCGUGACCUCGGCGGGACGGACGGACCAGAACCACGGGAGGAACCGGGGACAGAGGAGGCGGGUGUUUGAGGAGUACAUGUCUGUUAAAGACGUCUCUGAUGGACUGAAGAGAGGACAGCUCAUCCAGGCUGCGGUGAGAAUAAACCCGAGGAACUACACUGAGGCGUACGUUCCCUCUCCUGAUGGGUUGGCGGACGUGUUCCUGGACGGGAUGGUAGCUCGGAAUCGAGCGCUGAACGGAGAUGUAGUGGUGGUGCAGCUUCUCCCUCCUGACCAGUGGAAGGUGUUGAACGGGGACAGGGGUGAACAGUCGGGUUCGGAUAAGAAGAGACCGAGUGAAUCCUCCAACCCCGACGUGACUGUGGAAGCUGAGUACAACGAUGAGGAGGAUGAGGAGGAGGAGGAGGAGGAGGGUGGAGAUCUCAGUAAGAAGAUGGAGGCAGUAACUCUGACGGAUGCCGAUUCAGCGGUCACGGCUGAGGGUGGAGAACACUCGGAGAGCCGCGGUUCCUCCGACAGGAACGUUCAGCGCACCGGCAAGGUGGUGUAUAUAGUAGAAGAGAAGCACUCCCGGGCAGCCUCAGGCUUUAUUAAGCUGAUCCCUGAUAAACCCUUCGCCAUGUUCUCACCCUCCGACCACCGGGUUCCUCGGGUGAACGUUCCUCUCACAGACUGUCCUCCAGACUUCCCGUCUCGGCCCACAGACUACGCUCAGACCAUCUUCAUCUGCAGGAUCACACACUGGCCCUCCGACAACACAUUCGCUGAGGGGCGGUUGGUACGGUCGUUAGGACAGGCCGGAGUCAUCGAACCCGAGACGGAGGCCAUGCUGAUGGAGUACGACGUGGAUUAUUCGGAGUUCACACCGGAGGUGCUGGAGUGUCUCCCUCAGAGUCGACCCUGGACCGUCCCACCCGAGGAGAUCAAGAAGAGGCGCGACCUCAGGGCGGAGUGUAUAUUCACCAUUGAUCCGGCCACUGCUAGAGAUCUGGACGAUGCUCUGUCCUGUAAAGAGCUUCCUGACGGUAACUUUGAGGUGGGCGUGCACAUUGCUGAUGUGAGUUAUUUCCUGGAGGAGGGCACCACUCUGGAUUUGGUAGCGAGCAGGAGAGCGACGAGUGUUUACCUGGUUCAGAAGGUGAUCCCGAUGCUGCCGCGUCUCCUGUGUGAGGAGCUGUGUAGUUUGAACCCUCAGACUGACCGCUUGACCUUCUCUGUGAUCUGGACCCUCUCACCUGAGGGGAAGAUCCUGAGCGAGUGGUUCGGGCGGACGGUGAUCCGCUCCUGUGUGAAGCUGAGUUAUGACCACGCCCAGAGCCUGAUCGAUUUCCCUCACAAACACUUCGGCGCUGAUGAAAUCCCGCCCGUCUCCCCCGAACACCCGCCGCACAGCGUCCAUCAGUCCGUCCUGCACCUGCACGCCAUCGCCAAGCACCUCCGCGCCCAGCGCUUCGGGGGCGGAGCCCUGCGUCUCGACCAGAUGAAGUUGUCCUUCACUCUGGACUCAGAUUCGGGGAUGCCUCAGGGCUGCUACAUCUACCAGUACAGAGACAGCAACAAGUUGGUGGAGGAGUUCAUGCUGUUAGCUAACAUGGCGGUAGCUCAUCACAUCUACCGCUCCAACCAUGAGCUAGCGCUGCUGCGCCGCCACGCCCGGCCUCAGAGUCGCCUGAUGGACGCGUUACAGGAGCUGUGUGAUCACAUGGGCCUGAACAUCGACAUGAGCUCAGCCGGGGCGCUGCAUAGGAGUCUGGAGGACGCGGUGGGAGACGAUGAGUACAGCACUGCCAGGAAGGCCGUCCUAACUCACCUGUGUGCUCGACCCAUGCAGAUGGCAGUGUACUUCUGUGCAGGGGUUCUGAAGGAGGAGAAGUUGUUCCAUCACUACGCUCUGAACGUUCCGCUCUACACUCACUUCACCUCUCCGAUCCGACGCUACGCUGACGUCAUCGUCCACCGGCUGCUGGCGGCCUCACUCAGAUGUGGACCUCGUCUGGGUCUGACCCAGGAGGAAGUGGAGAAGCAGGCGUCGCUCUGUAACGAUAAGAAGACGGCGUCGAAGAGGGUUCAGGAGAUGAGCACCGAGCUCUUCUUCAGCGUCUUCGUCAGGGAGUGUGGUCCUCUGGAGUCGGAGGCGAUGGUGAUGGGGAUGCUGGAUAAAUGUUUUGAUGUGCUGGUGCUGCAGUAUGGAGUUCAGAAGAGGAUCUACUGUAACGCUAUCGAGGGCCUGCAGUCCUAUAAUUUCCGUAAGGUGGGUAAACGACCCGAGAUGAUCCUGGUUUGGGCUCCUAACGAAGUGGAGGGGGAAGCGGUCACACAGGAGCUGUCUCUGUUUUCUGUGGUUGAUGUGCAGCUGACGGUGGCUGAAGCUUCACUCAAAUACACUGCAGUACUGAAGAGACCUGGAUCAACCCCAGCAUGAACACACACUCACACACACUAAUACACACACAUACAUACACACACACACACACACACUCUCAUACACAUACAUACACACACACACACACACACGACUGGUUUUAAUGUAUAUGACUUGAGAUUAGUGAGCAGAUCUGCUGCUGUAUAUUUUUAAUUUAACACAUUUUAAAAGCGUGAAGUGUUUGUUUUAGAAGCGCUCAGUUCUGUGUGAGCUGAGAAUGUUUCUCUGAAGUCCCCGUGUGUCUUUUAUUUCUUAUUUUUAAAAUAUUGAAGGUUAUUAACACAUUAAACACAUUAAACACAUUAAACACAUUAAACGCAUUAUUACACACGAGUACAGGUGUUCCAGAGGAGGCAAGCAGAGGGCGCCAGAAAGGUGCGGUUUGUUGUUCCACAUAAUUUAACCAGGGGUGCACAAACUUUUCAGUCUUUAGUAGAAUCCAGCGUGUAGGUUAUUAGUGUUAGAUCCUCUGCUCGGUGAUGGUCGGGGUCCUGAUGCAGGUUAAGCCGCUGUGUGUGUAUGAGAUGAUCCAGUUCUCCCAGUGGGAGGUGUUUUCAGUUCCUCUGUUAACACCACAUGGUGUGUAGGAUUAUGUCUCUGUAUUUAUUGCUAGCUGACUCUCACUGUGCAUUGUUAUUUUAUUUUUAUUUUAACUCAGUUUUUGGUGUUUUUAAGAGGACGAUGAACUGAACUGAACUGUCACAGAGGAACAUUAAAAUAUUUACAUGCAUACCAAAA